This is a messenger RNA of Fusarium vanettenii 77-13-4, 2187 nucleotides long. RefSeq lists its product as uncharacterized. The record is from RefSeq and is a predicted model, not a curated record. Bases 588 to 1934 code for a protein of 448 amino acids. The transcript is spliced from 2 exons. Lineage: Eukaryota; Fungi; Ascomycota; Sordariomycetes; Hypocreales; Nectriaceae. Gene Ontology annotation, molecular function: ornithine decarboxylase activity. Gene Ontology annotation, cellular component: cytoplasm.
GUCUGCAAACAUUGAAUCACCAACCAACCACCACCACAUCAACAACACACCUCACUUACGAGUCCCCAACGCGCCCCCAACGCGCCCACAAGAGCUCCCUCUCAAGCUCUUUUAACCAACCCCAUCGACUCGCCUUUGGUCUCUUCAAAGGCACCGCUCCCACCACGGCUCCUCCGGCCGUGAGCUUCGUCAGUGACAAAGAUUUCAGCCUCCGCAAGCCUUCCCACAUCAUCAACGUCAUCCCUCCUCCUGCUGCUGCCGGAAUCGACGCCUAAGCUCCUCGACCUUCUCGUCUUGGACAACCCCCGACCCGAAUCAACUCCCCCGCCGUCCUUGGACGACCACCAGCUGCCGCAUAGGAGGAUUCCAGAGGUUCUUCCUCUCACCGAGGAAGAGUCGAGGAGGCCUCGCCAGAUCACUGAGGGAUCAGUCUGCUACCGCUCUCGACCGCCCUAACACCAGCUCAACCCCCCACGGUUAAGCUACACUACUCUCAAUCCUCGAGGAACACAAACGUCUCUCGUGCGACCCAACCACUCAACACCCUCUCUUCAAUCCCACCCCAGUCGCAGACUACUUCUUGGGAUAUGGUUAUGGCAACGGCUGUCCUCGACACCUACAACCACAAUGUCAAUCACCCUCAUAUCGCAUUAAAGAGGCCCAUCUACCAGGAACCUCUUGAGCAACAUGGCGUGAUUACCCCAAAGCAGCUUAUUGGCGAGGCUCUCCACCAGCGUGUGGAGGCCAUCGACCAUGAGAUGUGCGACCCUGGCGAUGAAGACACCUUCUUCGUCGCGGACCUCGGCGAGGUCUACCGCCAGCACCUUCGCUGGAAGAAGAACCUGCCUCGCGUCCGCCCCUUCUAUGCCGUCAAGUGCAACCCCGACACCCAGAUCAUCAAGCUCCUCGCCGAGCUCGGCACCGGCUUCGAUUGCGCCUCCAAGGCCGAGAUCGAGCAGGUCCUUUCCCUGGGACUUAGCCCUGACCGCAUCAUCUACGCCCAGCCUUGCAAGACCAACUCGUACGUCCGUUACGUCAAGACUGCUGGCGUCAAGCAGAUGACCUUUGACAACUCCGAUGAGCUCUACAAGAUCGCCAAGCUCUACCCCGGAGCCGAGCUCUUCCUCCGCAUCAUGACCGACGAUAGCGAGAGCAUGUGCCGCUUCAGCAUGAAGUUUGGUGCCGCCAUGGAGACCGCCGAGGGCCUGCUGGCUCUUGCCAAGCAGCUCGGUCUCAACGUUGUCGGUGUCAGCUUCCACGUCGGCUCCGGAGCCUCUGACCCUCUGGCUUUUUACAAGGCCGUCCGCGAUGCUCACACCGUCUUCCAGCAGGCCCGUGAGCUUGGCUUCAACAUGCGAACCCUCGAUGUUGGAGGUGGUUUCUCCGGCGACACUUUUGAGACCAUGGCUGAGGUCCUCCGUGAAGCCCUCGACGAGUUCUUCCCUCCUGGUUGCGGAGUCGACAUCAUGGCCGAGCCUGGCCGUUACUACGUCGCCACGGCCUUCACCAUCGCCUGCAACAUCAUCGCUCGACGAACUGUUGAGGACCCCACCCUCGACGGCAAGGGGUACAUGGUCUAUGUCAACGACGGCGUCUACGGCAACUUUUCCAACAUCGUCUUCGAUCACCAGACCCCCGUCGCAAAGAUCCUCCGUGCCUCUGGAAAGACCCUCUACGAGACGCCCUCUGCUCACCCAGUUCCCGCUGGUGAGGGUGUCGAGUACUCCAUCUGGGGCCCGACCUGUGACGGCAUCGACCGCGUCACCGAGAGCAUCCGCUUCGACCCCAUCCUCGACGUCGGUGACUGGCUCUACUUUGAGGACAUGGGCGCCUAUACCAAGUGCUCUGCCACUCAGUUUAAUGGCUUCUCCAACGCUCACGACGUCAUCUACAUCUGCAGCGAGCCGGGUGCCAAGGCCCUUCUCGGCCUGUGAUCUGUCGUAUGGCAGUAGAACGGAAAUCUAGGUGUUUAAUCUGGGUGCAAGCUCGAAUUUCUCCCUAGAUCCAUGUUUCAUUCUUACUCCCGUUGGUCUCGGGAGGGCAUUUUGUCGACGCUUUUUUUGUCCUUCACUCAUGUGAAGCAGAGCUACAGUGCAGAGUGGCUGCAUGCCACUAGAGCUAGAAAUCAAGAACGCAUCAGUUUAUCAGAGAGCAUCUUGAUAUAAUACACAUAUCAAUUGCCUAUCG